Molecule: messenger RNA, 441 nt
Organism: Aspergillus terreus NIH2624
Lineage: Eukaryota; Fungi; Ascomycota; Eurotiomycetes; Eurotiales; Aspergillaceae
Exons: 2
Coding region: 1-441 (146 amino acids)
Source: RefSeq, a predicted model, not a curated record
AUGCCUGCUGAGCGAACCGUUCAUUGGGGCCCUCUGACCGGGGGCGACAAUGGUGGCGAGUUUACAUUUUUUAAAGAAAACAAGUCCUUGAGACGGCUGGAUAUAUGGUACGGUAAUGGCUCGGGAGGUGCCGCGCCGUACACUGUCCUGAAAGGGAUUAAGGUUACAUGGGAUGGAGGAGAUGAACAACACACAGAAAACACACCUGAUCCCGAGGCAGCAGACAAGGCAAAUAUACUGCACUCGGCUUACGUUUUCGAAAACAAUGAGGUUAUUGAGUGGAUGGAUGUCUUUGGGCACGCCCCGGAUGGGCGUGCUGACUCACUCAGAUUUUUCAGCCGAGACACGGGAAAGUUCUUUGCGGCUGGAGGAACUGGGGGGGAAAAAGGUAUUCAGCUUGAUGGUCACAAGCGCGGAAUACUAUAUCACGACUUGAACUGA